Molecule: messenger RNA, 2796 nt
Organism: Thermochaetoides thermophila DSM 1495
Lineage: Eukaryota; Fungi; Ascomycota; Sordariomycetes; Sordariales; Chaetomiaceae
Exons: 4
Coding region: 1-2796 (931 amino acids)
Biological process (GO): proteolysis
Molecular function (GO): calcium-dependent cysteine-type endopeptidase activity
Source: RefSeq, a predicted model, not a curated record
AUGAUGGAAGCGAAGGUCAAGGCGCUGGAGCAUGAGCGUCGGCUCUCAAGAGCCCGUGGCGAGCAAGCGCUGGAGUAUGCUCGCGCUGCCGCAGAGCUGUACAUGCAGGUAGCAGAGCGGGCAGCCUUGCAGGAGCGUAAGCUUCUCGUAGCAAAAAUCAAGGAGCUCAUCGAUCUAGCAGAGCUCCUCAAACGGAAUCCUGCAAAUCCUGCUACCACCAAACGCCCCAGCUUGCCUAUAUCGACUCGAGAGCGCACCAGGACGGAAGAAAUAGUUGUCCUGAGAGCUUCACGUCUUCAUGGGAAUACGUUUCCGCCAUGGAAGGAUCCGCCAGACGAAGAGUUCUCGAGAGCCAGCUGUCCGGAAGGAGUAUAUAUGUGCGUGAAGGAUGUCACCUUGACCAACAAGACCCCACUUACUGACCUCAAAGGCUUGCUCAGUGAUGACACGGCGUUUACCCUCUCCCAUGAACAACAGACUACAUUCUCUGGCUGGCGUCGUGCAGCUGAGCUAGUACCUCGCACUGAGAAUGGAAGCCUCGAAAAUGACGCUAAGCAGCUUAUGGCGGCCAAUUCCGAUUUAGAUCUAGCACAAGACCUUGCUUCGGACUGCUCCGUCGUCGCUAGCCUGUGUGCUGCUGCCCGGUAUUUCAGUCCUGGGCCAGGUUCGCUGUUGGGCUCAUUGAUGUACCCCUAUAAUCAUGAACUUAUGAGACCAGAUGUUUCCGAGAACGGGAAGUAUGCCUUUCGGAUGUACUUCAAUGGCACUUGGCGCAGGGUCACCAUCGAUGACCGUUUACCCUCCUCUUCAACCGAUCGUACCUUAUAUGUCGUCGACAGGCGGAAUCCCCGGCUUAUCUGGCCUGCUUUAGUUGAGAAAGCCUAUUUGAAAAUCCGCGGUGGUUAUGACUUCCCCGGAAGCAACUCUGGAACAGACCUCUACGCUCUCACUGGCUGGAUACCUGAGCAGAUAUUCCUUCAAAGUGAUGACUUUGAGUUGGACGAUACAUGGGAUAGGAUCAAAAAAGCCUAUGAUGAGGGAGAUGCAAUACUGACGUUAGGAACUGGUAAUAUUUUGCCUGAAGAAGAGCAGGCACUGGGCUUAGUCAAAGAGCAUGACUAUGCCGUCCUUGAUGUCAAAGUCGAGGCAGAAAGCCGUCUCCUUCUUGUCAAAAAUCCUUGGGUUGAUAGUUUGGUAUGGACCGGCAUUGGAUCCUCGGCAACGCUCCAGGCACACACAGUGGGAUCUACAUCAGAAGGGCAAUCCAAUCAGUUCUGGAUGGCCUUCGAGGAUGUACUUCAGCACUUUGACUCCCUCUAUGUGAAUUGGAACCCGGCGCUCUUCCUCUAUCGCCAGGAUCAUCAUUUCAAAUGGGACAUACCAGACAGUACCGAACAGCUGGUCUACACGCGCAAUCCCCAAUUCAGCAUUCUUUCACCUUCGAAGAGCUCUGUUUGGGUGCUGCUCAGUCGCCACUGGCAAGAUGGGGAACUCGAUAUUCUUCGUGCUCGGAGAUCAGAAAGGGACCACCAUGGUCUCUCGCUUGCCGCAGUAUCAAAGCAGCUAGGCUUCAUGUCGCUCUCCAUUUUUGCAUCCACGCCACCAGGGACACGCAUUCCCCUCGCCGAUGGACAUCACUGCCUGCAUCAGGGGCCUUACGUCGAUAGUCCGAACACACUCUUGCGCUACACUCCGACCCCAAAUAUCGCUCAAACCCUCGUUGUGACUCAAAGCGAACUUCCCCUCCCAUCCUAUUCCUUUACUCUCUCCUUCUUCUCACUCGACCCUCUAACCAUCAACCCCGCCGACGAGCCUCUCAAGCACACCACAACCGUCUCCGGAGCCUGGACCCGCCGCACAGCAGGCGGCAGCGCCGCUCACGCAACUUAUUUUACAAACCCGCAAUACGCCCUCACCUUAACCUCUUCCUCACAACUCACCCUCGUCCUAAGCACCUCCUCGCGUGACCUCCCCGUCCACAUUGCCCUCAUUUUUUCCCCACAAACCGCCCUGCGCGGCCGCUGCAUCACCUCCCUCCACGGCCGCGACAUCCUAUCCGCCAGCCCUGAAUACCAGCGCGGUUGUACAUUCCUCUCAGUCCCCCUCCUUGACGCAGGUAUCUACACCGUCGUGCUGUCAACGUAUGAACCGGGGCAGACAGGACAGUUCACACUCCGCGUCAGCGCGGAUGCUGAAAUCGCCCUCAGCCCGUUGCUGGCUGAUUCCGCGGGGAUGCUGCGCACCCCGGCUCCAAAGCCAGCCGUGUUUCGCUCAUCGGGUGAGCAUAGACUGCGCAUGCGUCUUUCCGUUGUCCGGCUGACGAGGUUGUGCAUCCUCGCCCGAUCUGGAGCGCCCCCUGCGGCAAGUGAGCUUCCCAUGUUCUCAUCAUCAGGUCAUCGUCCUGCCCUUGGACCUGACUCUUGCAUUACAUCGGGAACAGCAAUCCGUAUCUCCCUCGAACUCGGCACCGGACCGCAUAGGAAAGUCCUAGCUAUGUCUGGCCGUUCUUUACACACUAACGACGGCAACAUCGACCACAAUGAGGAAGGGGAGUUCGCCGACGCAACAAUGGGGUUAUGCACGGGUGAAGCGGACGUUGACCCGGAACUUGUGAGGGCAUACGGACCAGGUGGGCUAUGGGUUGUCGUGGAGAGAAUUGGGGGCGGUACAGUAACUGGUGAUGGUGAUGUAGCAGGCAACAGUACUGAAAGGGGAUUGCACGAAGGAGUAUAUGUAGAGGUGUUGAGCGAUGGGGCUGUGCAGUUUGGGAAGGUAUGGGAGAACGCAGAUGAGUGA